This is a messenger RNA of Hyalella azteca, 1273 nucleotides long. RefSeq lists its product as uncharacterized. The coding region runs from base 449 to 1273 and encodes 274 amino acids. The transcript has 5 exons. Lineage: Eukaryota; Metazoa; Arthropoda; Malacostraca; Amphipoda; Hyalellidae. The record is from RefSeq and is a predicted model, not a curated record.
UCGCAGUGAGAGGUUGUGCGGCUGUUGCGCUGCCGCUGUCACCUGUUACUUUGCACUCUAUGUUGCUACUUCAUCUAUUCGUUACAGAUUUUGAUAAUUCAUGCAAAUUUUUCAUGUUAUAGCUGACAACUAAGAGGAACGCUCUAUUGACUAUCAUUUGAAGUUUUAGUUCGCGCAAUUAUUAAGUGUGUCUCACAUAAACUAAAGCUUGAACAGUGAAAAUAUUCGGCACAGAUUCGAAUGGGCAGUUUUAUUAGUUAGCACUGCUCCCUGCGUUGGAUUUGUGUGCAUAGGUGCUCGUAAGUUUUUUCAAGUGUAUUCACGUACCUAAACGGAAUGUUUUUGGUAUUGGUUCCAUAAUGGCCAUCGCAUUUAUUUAAACUCUAACCUCGCGACUUUGUGGCAGAAAACCGUUCCUUCUAUUACAGUUCUAUACAAGAUCUCCAACAUGUUUCUUCACAUGGCUAAAAUGGAGAAACGGAAGAAGCCAGCAGCGAAGGGUGUGGGAGGCUUCCGUCCCGUCGUGGACUGGCGACACAUCACAGUGAGGAGGCGGACUGUAGAGGACUGUAAAGUCAUCACCUUCAUCAUCACCAGCGGCGUCGUCAUCAUCGUAAUUGGGCUCAUCAUCACCGUACUCGGCUUUUUCGUCGUCAACACUCGAUGUCCGAGCGGUUGGCACUACAGCGACCCAGACUGCCUGAGGACGACAGACGACAACGCCACCUUCGAGCAGGCGGGUCAUUACUGCGCUGACAUGGGUGCUGCCCUGCCCAUCGUCCUGUCCAUGGACUGCAACCAACUCCUCGCCAACCUGAUCACAGGACCGACAUGGCUAGCUGCCGUCAAGCAGGCCUCAGACACAAGCUACAGGUGGACAGGCUCUGGUGUGGCGCCGAACUUCACGAAUUGGGACGUUGCACCGGAGAAAUCUCCCUCCACACAACCUCACUGCGCCGAGUCGCCCGACAGCGGAGUGAACACCUCGACCAGCCAAGACCUCGGCAUCGCUAACACUUCGGUGGACUCCAGGCCGGCGUCAUCGAAGAAUAAAACAACGGCCAGAAACAAAACUGCGCCGCUGAUCAUCACCCCAAGAAAACACCCGCUGGGGUCUUCUUUAAGUCUUCCUCAAGCUCCAGUGAAGCCUAAAGCUAAAGAUUUCUUAGAUCCUAAUGGAACUCCCAGAUCUUUACCCGUGCCUUCAACAGCUCUUGAUGCCUACAACUCUCAAGAACACCUUGAGCUCAUCCUUACCCCCAAGGACUUGUAA